Molecule: messenger RNA, 2635 nt
Organism: Pollicipes pollicipes
Lineage: Eukaryota; Metazoa; Arthropoda; Thecostraca; Pollicipedomorpha; Pollicipedidae
Exons: 6
Coding region: 10-2436 (808 amino acids)
Source: RefSeq, a predicted model, not a curated record
AUCGUCAAGAUGCGCGCUGUGCUGGGACUGCUGGCGCUGCUCUGUGCCGCUGAGGCGCUGCCCGUCGACCAGGAGGCAGCCAAGAGCAAAAAUGUCGUAUCAAGCUUGGGCGAUCUGGAGUCGCUGCUGCAGGACUUCCUGAAGCAGGUGAACUUUGACGCCAUGGUGGCGCUGUGGAAGCAGAAGGAGGCUGCCGCCGACGCUGACCUGAUGCAGGUCAUUGACUACCUCAAGUCGGACGACUUUAAGGCUCUCUACGACUACAUGCACGCCACCGCCGAUGGCAACAACUUCCCCGACUUUCUGGACUAUCUGCGCGCCGGCGGUCUGGACAUCGACGCGUUCGAGAAAUGGCUGGCCGAAGAGCUGGGCUGGAACUCGGCACCGGCCGGCCGGCAUGGCCGCCAGCUGGGCGACUUCAAGUCGCUGGUGGACGAGUUCCUGGCGCUGGUCGACCAGCAGAGUGUGAUCGCGUGGGCGCUGCAGCAGCUGGCCAGCAACCCGGACAUGCAGGCGCUGGUCGCCGAGCUGGAGAAGCCCGAGGCGGCCGCCACUGCAGACUACCUGGAGAAGUCUCCCGAGUACCAGGCGCUGCUGCAGUUUAUGCGCGACGACAACAUCGACAUCGACUCCAUCAUCGCCGCCAUCAGGGCCGCCCUCGGCUGGGACUCGGUGUCGGCGGUCCGGGCUGGUCUGGGUGACUUGGAGUCGCUGCUGCAGGACUUCCUGAAGCAGGUCAACUUUGACGCCAUGGUGGCGCUGUGGAAGCAGAAGGAGGCUGCCGCCGACGCUGACCUGAUGCAGGUCAUCGACUAUCUCAAGUCGGACGAUUUUAAGGCCCUCUACGACUACAUGCACGCCACCGCCGAUGGCAACAACUUCCCCGACUUUCUGGACUAUCUGCGCGCCGGCGGUCUGGACAUCGACGGGUUCGAGAAAUGGCUGGCCGAAGAGCUGGGCUGGAACUCGGCACCGGCCGGCCGGCAUGGCCGCCAGCUGGGCGACUUCAAGUCGCUGGUGGACGAGUUCCUGGCGCUGGUCGACCAGCAGAGCGUGAUCGCGUGGGCGCUGCAGCAGCUGGCCAGCAACCCGGACAUGCAGGGCCUGGUCGCCGAGCUGGAGAAGCCCGAGGCGGCCGCCACUGCAGACUACCUGGAGAAGUCUCCCGAGUACCAGGCGCUGCUGCAGUUUAUGCGCGACGACAACAUCGACAUCGACUCCAUCAUCGCCGCCAUCAAGGCCGCCCUCGGCUGGGACUCGGUGUCGGCGGUCCGGGCUGGUCUGGGUGACUUGGAGUCGCUGCUGCAGGACUUCCUGAAGCAGGUCAACUUUGACGCCAUGGUGGCGCUGUGGAAGCAGAAGGAGGCUGCCGCCGACGCUGACCUGAUGCAGGUCAUCGACUAUCUCAAGUCGGACGAUUUUAAGGCCCUCUACGACUACAUGCACGCCACCGCCGAUGGCAACAACUUCCCCGACUUUCUGGACUACCUGCGCGCCGGCGGUCUGGACAUCGACGCGUUCGAGAAAUGGCUGGCCGAAGAGCUGGGCUGGAACUCGGCACCGGCCGGCCGGCAUGGCCGCCAGCUGGGCGACUUCAAGUCGCUGGCGGACGAGUUCCUGGCGCUGGUCGACCAGCAGAGUGUGAUCGCGUGGGCGCUGCAGCAGCUGGCCAGCAACCCGGACAUGCAGGGCCUGGUCGCCGAGCUGGAGAAGCCCGAGGCGGCCGCCACUGCAGACUACCUGGAGAAGUCUCCCGAGUACCAGGCGCUGCUGCAGUUUAUGCGCGACGACAACAUCGACAUCGACUCCAUCAUCGCCGCCAUCAAGGCCGCCCUCGGCUGGGACUCGGUGUCGGCGGUCCGGGCUGGUCUGGGUGACUUGGAGUCGCUGCUGCAGGACUUCCUGAAGCAGGUCAACUUUGACGCCAUGGUGGCGCUGUGGAAGCAGAAGGAGGCUGCCGCCGACGCUGACCUGAUGGAGGUCAUUGACUACCUCAAGUCGGACGACUUUAAGGCUCUCUACGACUACAUGCACGCCACCGCCGAUGGCAACAACUUCCCCGACUUUCUGGACUACCUGCGCGCCGGCGGUCUGGACAUCGACGGGUUCGAGAAAUGGCUGGCCGAAGAGCUGGGCUGGAACUCGGCACCGGCCGGCCGGCAUGGCCGCCAGCUGGGCGACUUCAAGUCGCUGGCGGACGAGUUCCUGGCGCUGGUCGACCAGCAGAGUGUGAUCGCGUGGGCGCUGCAGCAGCUGGCCAGCAACCCGGACAUGCAGGGCCUGGUCGCCGAGCUGGAGAAGCCCGAGGCGGCCGCCACUGCAGACUACCUGGAGAAGUCUCCCGAGUACCAGGCGCUGCUGCAGUUUAUGCGCGACGACAACAUCGACAUCGACUCCAUCAUCGCCGCCAUCAGGGCUGCCCUCGGCUGGAAUUAGCUGACUACAGCUGCCAGGGCGCUGAAUGUCUUUGAUGUCGAUGAGGUUACUCAUUAAUGGAUAGUACUCUGGAGCACGCUGUUAUUUGGCGUGAUGAAACAUCCCUAUACUUCCAUCCCCCCUACCUCGACUUGUAAGAGUAAGUUACGAGGACCCUACUGAAGUGCGGCAUGAAUGCAAUAAAUCCUGGUCGGUGUUA